Messenger RNA from Diorhabda carinulata, 7973 nucleotides. Its product is annotated as neprilysin-2. Gene Ontology annotation, biological process: protein processing. Gene Ontology annotation, molecular function: metalloendopeptidase activity. NCBI's taxonomy places the organism in Eukaryota, Metazoa, Arthropoda, Insecta, Coleoptera, Chrysomelidae. The transcript has 11 exons. Gene Ontology annotation, cellular component: plasma membrane. The coding region runs from base 245 to 2539 and encodes 764 amino acids. The record is from RefSeq and is a predicted model, not a curated record.
UGAGAUGCCUCACUAGCGCUUCUGACAGUUUUUACUUCGAAGCGAAGUCGAUUCUCUCUUCCUCAUUCAAACAUCGUGUUUGUUGUCGCUCGUUAAAAUACGCAAUUCCAGAUCUUUGGAGAUAUCGGAAUAUUUUAUUCGCUUCAACUUAUUCGGAAUGAAUGUUUAGAACGACGCCGAAAGUUAAUUUUAUGGUGAUUUUGUGAUUAUUUUUUUAUUUAUUUAAUCAGUGUAGUGGAUUUUUAUGGAUGAAAUGACGUCCAGUGUCAAACAGACCGUUAUAAAAAAUCCAACAUGGUGGAAAAGACGGACAAGUAUGGAAAGGUGUCUAACCUUAUCAACGAGCAUUGCCUUUCUUGUUGGAAUUUCAUUAGUCAUAGCACUUGCCACGGUAUUAGUUAGUCGAAAUCGAGAAAUUACAAAUAGACCAUAUACAGCAGAACCUUUACAAGGUAAAAUUAUCACCAUCACCUCACCGGAUCAAGUAGAGGAAAAAGUAUGCUUAACUCCGGGUUGUAUCCAUACUGCGUCUAGAGUUUUGGAAUAUAUGGACGAGAGCGUCGAUCCGUGUGAUGAUUUCUACCAAUUUACUUGCGGAAAUUUUAUAAAAAAAACUAUUAUUCCUGAUGAUAAGUCAUCAGUUACUUCCUUCACUAUAAUAGGAGACGAACUUCAAGAGCAACUAAGAACUAUGAUUGAAGAACCUAUUUCAGAGGACGAACCUAAGCCGUUCAAGCUAACUAAACGAUUAUAUCAAGCGUGUAUGAAUAAAACAUUGAUUGAACAAGAAGGAAUGACGAGGAUAAAUCAAGUUUUGAAAGAAUUGGGAGGCUGGCCCGUCUUAGAAGGUAUUUCAUGGAAUGAAAAUAAUUUUGAUUGGAAAGAAUCGGUGUACAGGUUCCGCAGAAUCGGUUAUGGAGUAGAUUAUUUUAUUGAUUUCUCUGUAGUUGGAGACGUUAAAAAUUCUACCAGACGAAUUAUUGAUUUAGACCAAGCUUCUCUCGGAUUAAGACGGGAAUUUCUAAUCAAAGGAUUAGACGAAAAAAUUGUUAAAGCAUACUACGAUUAUAUGGUCGACUUGGCGGUACUUUUUGGUGCCGAAAGAGAAAGGGCCGCUAAAGAAUUAAAAGCGUCUUUAGAUUUUGAAAUACAAUUAGCGAAGAUUUCUUUGCCAAGCGAAAAACGUCGUAAUAUGACAGCUCUGUACAAUCCAAUGACAAUUCAACAGCUUCAAAAAAAAUUUAAUAGCAUACCUUGGGUAGAAUAUAUAAAUAACCUUUUAAGUCCUGAUACUAAAGUAGAUUCCAGUGAAAUUGUUGUUGUGAAUGUUCCAUCGUAUUUGAAAGCAUUCGAAACGUUGAUCAGCAAAACACCCAAACGCGUACAAGCAAAUUAUGUCAUGUGGAGAGCUGCUUCUAAUUCGGUAUCGUAUUUAACAGAUAGACUGAGGAAACGGCAGUUAGAAUAUACUUCAGUUAUUACGGGUAAAACGGAAAGAGAACCUAGGUGGAAGGAGUGUAUUGAUAUUGCAGCUGGAAGUUUGUCAAUUGCGUCAGGUGCACUUUACGUUAGAAAAUAUUUCAACGAAGAAGCUAGACAAAAUGCAUUAGAAAUGGUUAAAGAUAUUAGAACGGAAUUUGAACAUAUAUUGAAGGUAGUCGAUUGGAUGGACGAAGAAACACGAACCAAUGCGUUGGAGAAAGCGAAAUCUAUGACAACACAUAUCGCUUACCCGGACGAACUACUAGACGACGAAAAAUUGAAAGAAUUUUAUGAUGGCUUAGAAAUCGACUCAAAACAUUAUUUUGGUUCAGUAUUGAACCUCACUCUUUUUGGUACCAGAUUUUCGUUUAAAAGAUUGAGACAACCCGUAAACAAAACCGAUUGGAUUACUCAUGGUAGACCUGCUGUUGUUAACGCUUUUUAUUCGUCCAUAGAAAAUAGUAUUCAAUUCCCAGCUGGUAUACUCCAAGGUGUCUUUUUCAAUUCGGAACGUCCGAGGUACAUGAAUUACGGCGCCAUAGGCUUCGUUAUCGGUCAUGAAAUAACGCACGGUUUCGACGAUCAAGGCAGACAGUUCGACAAAAACGGUAAUUUGGUCGAUUGGUGGCAAGAAACUACCAAAGAACGUUUCGAUGAAAAAGCCCAGUGUAUCAUAGAUCAGUACGCUAAUUACACCGUUCCAGAGCUCAAUCUUCAGUUGAAUGGCAUUAACACGCAAGGCGAAAACAUAGCUGAUAAUGGUGGCAUCAAAGAAGCAUAUUUAGCUUACAACACCUGGGUAUCACGUAACGGGGAAGAGCAUUUUUUGCCUGGUCUCAAAUAUACAGGUAGACAAAUGCUCUGGAUAUCGGCAGCUAGUAUUUGGUGUUCGCGAACCAGAAAAGAAGAAUUAGAACAAUUAAUUAUUACAGAUGAACACGUACCUGAUAAAUUCAGAGUAAAUGGACCUCUAGCUAAUAUGGAAUAUUUUGCUAAAGAUUUUAAUUGUCCUUUAGGAUCUCCUAUGAAUCCUUUAAACAAAUGUCAAGUGUGGUAGCUUUUUUAUCGAUGUCCUUUAUUAGGAUGUUGAUUUGUAUUUAAGUUUUUUUAAGUCUAUUUGCUCUGUAUUUUGGCAACAACGCACAACCGUCUAUGUAAAUCCUUAAUAUUUUUGUAGAAUCACCUGUUGGAACAUUAUUAUAAAUAAAAUGUUAUUAUUCAUUGUUAAUCGGUAAGGGAGGGAGCAUCGUGUUUUUUUUUGAUUGAUAACAAAAUAUUAGAUUUCAAUCCACAUUCUUUUUAACUGUUGCAUAACAAAUAUCAAUUACUACAGUACUUAGAGGAGAGUGAUUCAACGAGAAACUUUAAUAAAGGGCCGUCCAUAAAUCUCGUGAUGGAUUUUGAGGCAUUUUUGAGCCCCCUACCCCCUCACGUGAUUGAGCAGGAUGAAAUAUUGAAUUUAUUUUAAUUUCUUAUUGAUCAUCUUCAACCUGUUGGACAAUAGUAGUUAUACGGCAAUUUUUCGAUAUUUUGCCAACAUUCCAUGUGAAGGCUAUUCAUUAAUAAAAAUUCUGCAAACGAUUUACCAUCGUGUUCUUGCUGGUUUGGUACUUUUAAACCUUCUUUGCUCUGAUCAAUUGGUAUGGGCGCCCGUAAAAAACUACAUUUAACCAAGAACUUCGCAUCUUAGAACAGCUAUCAACUACACACACUGCUUGAUGACAACUUGUACAUGAAAGAGUUGAACAUCGAUAGCCAGUGCACUAGACGUGCAAGUUUGAGCAUGUACGGAACUCGACUCGCAGUGGGCAGUCUUACCGUUUCUUGGUUUUCGUAUGCGGACGCUUUUCUGGAAAAACUCCGAAGCACGAAUUCGUGGUAUAAUAUGUUUACUCAUAUUCAACUCAUUUCAAACAUACGAGAUAUUUUUCUGAAACAGUUGGCUUUCACGACCUUCAAUUAUAUUCUAUUAUAAUGUUGUUUCUAUCGUUAAACUUAUUAUGUAAAAUUAUUUUAAAAAAUAUAUAUUAGCAAGUAAUGCAGUAAAAUUUUCAAUAUUUAUUUUUUAUUAGACAGAAAUCUGAUUCUGCAACGCUUUGAAAUUCUUCUAUUCGAAUAAAAAUAUUGAAAAUAUAAUAAUAUGAUGAGAUUAGUUUGCUAAUCACCCCGUCUCUCAUGUGAUCGACCAGGAUGUUUGUAUGCAAUCCCCUCCCUCACAGCCAUCAUGACAUUUAUGGACGGCCCCUAAGUUAUGUCAAUAAUUUCACUUCAUUUACUUGAAGAGUAAAUUCCAUAUCAGUGAAUAUUAUUCUACCUCAUAGAGCUCAACAAAUAUUUCCGCAGUAAGUGGCAAAAUGUCUUAGUGUGUGGACCACAAUAAAGCAGCAAUUAUUGUACUUACAAAUUUUCAAAGUUUACUUCAAAUUAUUUAUUCUGCCUUCUUGUUUUCAAUUGAGAGUUUGAGAGGAUGAAAACUGUAUAUAUGUUUAGAUGAUAAAAUUGGUUAAACCUAUCUUUUCAUCAGCCCUUUGAAAUCUCAUUAUUGGUUCGUUCAUGCUUUCGUCAAAGCUGGGUUUUUCCCACAACUCUUAGUUUUAGUUGCUUCUCGGUUAUAUAAAGUAAAACAUUUUCCGCGGUUUCUCUUAUCCACGUUUUCAGCAUCCGCUUCUAGAAAAAUUCUUAAUUUGAGGCGGUUUUACAAAUUUACCGCCACUACUGACCUCUGAAAUUUGAAAUCUCAGGUCUCAAUUAGAGGCAAUGUAGAGACGUUAAAGUAUUUAGUAUAAUAUACUGCAUAUAUAUUUUGAAUUUUUAUUCAAUAACUCUAAUUCUGAGAACAUUUCAAAACUGUUCUUGUCAACAAUAAUUUUUUUUAAUUUGGAAAUCGAAAUUAAAACAAAAUUUGCCCUAAGCUAGAUCCUGCCCGGCCCGAUGCUGAAUCCACCACUGAUUACAACGAUAGGUUUGUUUCAACAUGCUAAUCGGGACCGUACUUGGAACGGUUAUCGGAACCGUUUAUAGAUAUUUUCUGCGCAAUCUCCGGCUAUUUGUAACAGUACUUGCUAUCAACCAAGUAUAGAAAACGGAUUCACAAACAAUACCCAAGUCGGUUGGAACGUAAUCUCUAUUGCGCAGAAUCGUCACCGUACCAUGAACGGUUUUUUGAUGGAUUGGAACGAUCCUAAUUGGUUUGUUUCAACCUGCUAAUCGAGUCCGUUCUUGGAACAGUUAUUGGAAGCUUUUAAAUUAUAUUUUCUGCGCAAUCUCUGGCUAUGCACGAUUAUUGUAACAGUACUUGCUAUCAACCAAGUAAAACGGUAACCGCCCGGUUGGUACACGUAAUCUCUAUUGCGCAGAAUCGUCACCGUACCAAGGACGAUUUUUUGAUGGGUUGGAACGAACCUAAUAUCUCGAUUUAAAGUAGCAGCUUUCUUCUCAUUAUUUGUAUGAUUACAAACUGAAAAUAACUGAUGAGUUCAUCAGUCACGGUGCUAGUAAUGAAUGUUUACAAACCCUUCCACUCGGUUCAGUGAGAAGAAGCUAUCACACAUCUGCGUGACAAACACAAUCAGCUUCUUAAAAACCAGUAGCUACGGUAUCAAAUAGUUUUCGACCGAAAAUAUUUACGAAACCAGCGCUGGUUGCUAGUUAAUAGUAUAAACAGAGAUUUUAAAAAAUAGUUACAUUAAGUAAUUUACUAUAAAAAAACAUUUCAUUAUAGUAAAACCAUUGUUUGUUAUAGGUAUUCACAUACCUUUUUGGAUGUUAUUGUCCAUUUUUGUACUCAAACUUUUCUGCUAUUAGUCGGUACGUUUUAGUAACUACAUAGCAGGGUUUAUACAUUUUUAAUGAUUUCUCUUUUAAAGGAUCUAAUUUAUUAGAAAACCCUAUAAAAAUAUUGGUAAUUAAUUAUUAUAUACUACAUACAGUAGUACUGCAAAAAAAAAAGAGGUAUAAUUUCAAAUAAGCAAUUUCAAUUAGAAUGUAUACCUUUAUAAUGUGAAAUUUUGAGCAAGGUGAUAUAUUAUGACGUAAAUUAAUUAGAAAACAGACUGAGACGUCUAAAGAAAGGUACUUUUUGUGUCACUAAUUACUUAUUUCUAAAAGUUAAACGAAGUAAUGGUUAGUCAAAUUUGCUCUUUCCAUCAGUAAUUUAAUCACUUAUAAAUAAUUAUUUAUCAUGUUACUCUCAGUCCUUGGUAUACAAAUAGCUAUUUCAUUAUCUCCACAUACUUUUCAGAAUGUCUGACUAAAGCUUCUUUGCCACUAUAAAGAUAUAAUGCCUCGUUAGAUUCAAAAUGUUCGUACACCGGACGGAGCCAGAUCAGAGCUAUGUAGUGGAUAUACAUCUAGACGGAUUAUUCUGCGUUUGUUUUCGAUAAUUUUUGCCUCUCUAUGAAAUCUCUUUCGGAUGCCAAAUCAUAAUAAUAAAGCACUUUCUUUCUUGGUCCUCACGGUAAAGUUAUAAAAAUCGCGCAGAGCAAUCUACUUCACGCUGCUUUUCCACUGUGCUGAGAAUUCGAGCACUACUUUUUGUCAUAUUUAAAGGCUCUAUAGGUUCUAUAGAACACUUGUUUUGGAAAUCCUGGUUUAUACUGCAAUUACUUUUAUUUAAGCGCCAAUCGAUUCGAAAAAUUUCUUCCUUUAAUGAUUGUGGUCCCCAACAAAACAACUUGUAGACCAAGAGCCAGUGACCAAUUUCAGGUGGUCAUUUCAAAAAUCACGAAAUUUUCUACACACGAUUAUUGUCUUUACACGAGUAUCUUAUCAAUCUUUAACAAAAAAAAUUUUUUCAAUACUUCAUUAUAAAAUAUUUAUUCUAAUAGUAAGAUCGAAGCACGAGUAAAACUGAACUGCACUCCAAAAAUGUUCGUAAACGACUACUGAGGUGUUGAAUUGCAAGCAAGAUCCAAACCGUUGGAGGAUUCCUACUUUUCAUUCAUACCUGUGCUAGGACCUUCGAAAUGUAGAAUAUUACGCGUUUUAAUAUGUUCCCGUAGUAUCCUUGACAAAGACCUAGAGAAUAUCUGCGUCAACGGUACAGAAAAAUCUUUCAAAAGUCAAGUUUCAACAAGAUUUACUGUAGAAAGUUUCGUGAGUUUUGAAAUGACCACCUAAAACUUGUCACUGGCUCUAGUAAACCAAUUUUUAACUUUUGAAAGAAAAUGAUGAACACGAGUCACCGUAAACCGCCUCCAUUCUGUUUUUUAUUUAUGUUGAUGUUAAUCCUUGUUCAAUCACAAAUUUCAUACCAGCACGAAACUCAAUUUGUGAAUUUUGAUAAAAUUUAUCGACGCAGCAAUAUGAAAGUUUGUAUAAAGCUUGUUGAGACUUAAAUAUCUUUGCGAACGCUCUCUAUUUACUAUUCGAGGCCAAGAACUCAUGGACCGCGCUUCGUUUAUUAUAGUAAAAAAAGACAAAUCGGCUAUUUUACAGAUUUAGAUCUCUAGAUGGAUCUUCCGCAUAAAUAGAAAUCUAGUUAAAAAGCUAACGCAAUACAAAAUUUAACAUUGGUGGUGCAUUGGUGAUUGUGGUUCUGAUCUAUAUAUAAAUUAUUGAUUCCAUAAUCAUCCUGUGUAAUAUUUUAUGUACAAUACUUUGGUCAACCUAUUUUUGUAAUUGAAAAUAUACAUUAGAAGUCUUCUCGCCUCAAUUAUGAAUAUUAACAUGUUCCAAUUUAAUUAUAAUUGAUUAAAUAAUUAUCAUAUCAUUGUUAAAAACCGGUUUGUUUAAAGAAAGAAUUUAAAAACAUCCUCUAUAACUUACCAAUAGUUUCUAUAUAAUUUAAUCGGUUUUGUGUUACUACCGCUGUCAGGAUGAGGUGUCCUUGUGUUUUGUUUUAUCGUUGUUAUUGAAACCACAUCACCAAUGAAAUCAUAAAAUUUUUUUACUGGCAUAUGGCGACCCAUCAAAACUAUCAAGAGAUAUAACUUCCAUUAUGAAUUACCUUUCUUUUGAUGGAACAGUUAGUUUACUGAAUUAAUUUAUGGCAUAAAUCGCUAUUUAGAAUUACAAAAUGUAAUUGUAAUGCUACGUUUACACGCUUGACGAAGCUUGGCAAAUGUACACAAACCCCAAGUCUUCAUAAACGUUUGGAUAGCGAUAGCGUUAGUGUGUCUAGGACAAGCAACGUUGAAGUAGUGUUAGCUAAUACGUUUGGUUCGACACAUUUAACAACAAAGGAAACGAAAAUGUCGACAGUGAAGAUGGUGGAUGUUAAAAAGUCAGGCAAGAGCUCGUAAGCGACAAUAAAAACGAACCAACUUGUAAAUAAUUCGUGAGUGAGUGCUACAAGCUUUUUUUGAUCUGUGUUUUAAAACCGUUACUAGCUUAAAUCGGCAGUAAGCUCAUGUAAGCUAAGCCGAACACCCCGUUUACUUGCUUGUGUUCGUGGACACUUGCCAAGGCUUGCCAAGAAUUUAAAAGUAACAUAAUUGAUUUAUGAAAUUCAUGUAAAACACUUUUUUAUAGUAAAUCUAAUUUAAAACUGA